Molecule: messenger RNA, 337 nt
Organism: Racocetra fulgida
Lineage: Eukaryota; Fungi; Glomeromycota; Glomeromycetes; Diversisporales; Gigasporaceae
Source: the annotation of a GenBank genome assembly
AUGGUUGCUGCAACUGAUGAUAUAUUAUACGAUAAUGUCCAAGGCGAUUUGGUAGUUAAUGAUGUCCUAUAUAAUAGCCAAGAUGAAUUUGAUGUUAUUAACGAUUUUUUACAUGGAAUUGAUCAGGAUAAAUAUGAAAAUGGCAAUAUGAUGAACUUUGAAGGUGCUCAACAUAAUUUUAUUGCGAUGCUUGAUAAGUAUAUAGAUAAUUGUAAUGAGUUAUUGUCUGAUGGUGACACAGCUUCAAGUAGUGAAAGUGAUGAUAAUCAUAAUGUAACUGAAAAAGGAAAGUUAAAUCUAAGCAAGCUAAUGAAUCCUCAUAAACGUAAGGGUAAAG